CCAAUCUAGUCAAACGACGGCUUGCAACAAACUGUGACCCUACCAAGUUGACAUUUGUGCGUAAAUCGAAAGGAAAAAAAAAACGAUGGACCUCCGAUUCCGCUGGGCCCGGGACCACUUGUGCCGGACGCUGGGCGUGUACGAGCCGCGCUACAUCGAGACGGUGCUGAACGAGUACUACGACGAGCUGGUGGCGUUCUUCGACGACGAAAUCGAGGACCACCGGGACGACCACAAGCGGAUCUUCUUCGCGUACCGGACCUUCUACGACAAGCUCGUCGAGGAAGCGGUCGUAGCGAUGCAACCGGUGGCGCCAACUCCCGCCUCGGAACCGGAACAAGCCCAAAAGGAGAAGAAGGGCAAGAAGACCAAAGUAACCAAAAAAGGCAAGGACGCCAAAGAGGACGAACCGCCGGAUGCGAGGCCGGAUCCGUCGGAUGCCACCGGAGGAGCUGCCAGCGAUAUCCCCGAGGCAGCACGUUCUGUAGGUCCUGCUGCCGCCGAGGAUGGCGAUGAUACGGGAAAGAAGAAGACAAAGGCGAAGAAAGGAAAGAAAGCUGAUGCCGACGGACCGGAGACGGCACUGGGGGCGGGUACUUCCGGCGAUAACGAGCUCGUUGAAGUAACUAAAAUCGUUUCCACCUCCAUUAAAACGCCCAUUGUGCACGUCUGCUUCGGAUUCAUCCCGGAAGACAAGCUGGAUCCGGCGGUGCGGUACGUGUACAUGAUCCGCCGGUACAGCACUUCAAUCGCGACCUUCUACAACCACGAGGACUGCAAGGCGGAGCUUCCCCGCUAUGUCCAGAUGGGCUGCAUGCGGGGAGGUCUCAUCGAGAACGUUAAGCAGCUGCUGGAGCGUAUCUACAAACCGGCCGUCGAGUUCCAGUUUCGGGAACCGUGCGUUGACCGACCUAAACCGGAAAAGGAAGAACGCACCACGGAUGAAGACCCCCUUCGUGUGGCCAGUCGGGCAAGCAUUGCUCUCAUCGACUACUCCAAACCGUCCGACUUUCGGAUGAAGGCCAUUCAGGCCGAAAAAGCGGGUCAACGCUCAGAAGACUCCCGUCUCGAGUUGAGCAGCGGACACUCGCUGAGCGAAACACCCAGCAGCGAAUCCAACCUAACCCAUACCAAAGCUUCCGAAGCUACCAUCGAGAGUGAACCCAAAGAGUCCCCUUCGGAAAAGUGGCAAAACCUCCUCGUUGAGACGGGCGUCAAAAUCGAAACGGAACACGACAAACUACGCAACGCUCCACCGAUGCGCGGCCCGAUGAAGGAGAACUUUGACCAGAACCUGGAUCGCUUCGUCGAAGUGCUCGACUGGACCAUCGACCACGUGCAGUUCGACUUUGGCAUGCCAACGCAGUACAACGCACCCGGCCAGGAGUCCAUCACUGUCGACGAGGAUAAGUUCAAGGUCAAGGUGGACAUCCACAAGACGACGGUCGAAGAGCUGACUACCUUGCAGCAGGAGGAGAUUGUCGAGGGUUGGUCGAUUUACAUCCGAAAGGUGCUCCGGGAGUCGAUGGAGCGCGAACCGGAGGAGAACACGCCGAUGGCCGAGUACGCGCUCUGGAUGGCACGGGAACUGGAGUACAACUCCAUCAUCGAGCAGCUGAAGUCACCGUUUGUGAUUCAGGUGUUUGAUGCCCUGAAGGACAACGAUGGCACCGUGAUGAAGGCUUGGCCAGCACUCUUCAAGGGCCUCAAGGAAGCGCUUUGUCUGGCCCGGGAAAACGUCGAACAUUUGGCCAUGCUGCAGAAGUACCUGCUGAAAAUCAAAAACGAGCAGGACUUUGCCUUCAUCCUGUCCAUUAUACCGAACGUAACGAUCAUCCUGCGGCACAUCUGGACCAUGUCGAACUACUACAGCAAGGACCGCCACAUGCUGACGCUGCUCGGCCAGAUCUCCUACGUGUUUGCGGAGAAAGUUAAAAUACUAAUUAAUGUUGAUACCAUUUUCAAGCACUCGGCGAGCACCGUGUUCCGCUGCGCCACUAACUGUGCCGAUAUGUUGCGCUCGUGGAAGCGCUCCUACAUGGAUACCCGCGCCCAGAUCGAGCGGUCCGGCAUCGGUUCCCGGUGGGAGUUUGACCGGAACGUGCUCUUCCGGGACGUGGACCACAUGACCCGCAUCAGCCAGGACACAGCCAAUGUGGCGAAGGUUUUCUUGGAGUUUGAGGCCAUGUUUGACCAUCACUUGAAGACGAUGAUCAGCGACCCGGAAGAAGUGGACAACAUUCUGAAAAAGGUUUAUCGGCUCAUCAAUCACAUCAUUUCGGUGGACUACGACAUCUUCGCGCCGAGCAACCUGGCGAACUGGGAGGCCACUCUGGAGUACUUUUACAAGGGCGUCGAACAGGUGGAGCACGAGGCCCGUACGGCCCUGGACCAGUGCAUCGGAGCGCUCAGGUCGGCCAACCUGGGCCUCGAGCUGAUCAAGAACCUGGACCAGAUGGAGACCCGGCCGUCGUUGGCGUGCCAUUUGUCAUCCAAGUACGAAAACAUUAUGAAACAAUUCCUGGCGGAAGUCGGCAUGGUCGAGCACGAGUUUCUGAAAAACAAAAGCAACCCCCCGCUGCAACGGAACCAGCCCCGCCACGUGGGCGCGGUCUUUUGGGAGCGCUCCCUGCUGGCCUUCAUCCGCAAAUCCAUGACAGCUUUUCGAGAGUUUGAAAGUUCACCACGAAUCACGGCAAAUCCGACUGCAGCCGGUGAUCCAAAAGCCCUAGUACGGAUGGGUGGAGGAGGCGACGAGGGCGGUCCGGAUUGUUCCCAGAAGCGGUCCGCCUUCAGCCAGUACAUUCAGCUGGUGAAGAACAUCCGGGAGUACGAGAAGGACAACUUUCAGGAAUUUACGGUCUACGGAACGCGCACCGUCAACAGCGUCCUCAAGCGGAACAUUCUGAAGCUGGAGUUUUGCGAGCCGAUCUACGAACUCGAACAGGAGAAACGCUCGGCACGGCUCAAGAAAGCGGACACCCUGGCCAAGGGUUCCCGGAAGCCGUCGGCUCUGAUGGCCGGCACCGAUCGGACCAAGUACUCGAACAUUGCGACGGCCGUCCGGUGGAUCGUGAACCGGCCCGAAUCGCAGAACCCGGAACUGACGCUGGCCCAGAAGCUGGUCCGGGCUUCCCGGAACACUCCCCCGCCUGGAUCGACUGGGACCAACACGCCAGCGACGACGACCAGUGGUGCCGGGGAGUUCAAGAUGCGACAGGCGCAACUGAUGGUGUCGGCAGUAACCCAGAAGCGGCUUCCCACGUGGCGCGAGGUGAUUGGUGACUCGGUUCUCAUUGAAUUCAAGCUAAAGUUCGCCGUAAAUUUCUCCUACGACAUAUUCGAUGUCAUCAGUGAAGGUCAGCAGUUUGAGUACCUGGGAUUCACGCUCUGCCCCGCCAUUAGGACCGCCAUUAUGCGAAAGGAACAACUAUUCACGGAUGUCGAGCACGUUACCAGAAUGGUGAACGAUUAUAACGAUAUGGUGCUCCGGCUGGCCGCUCCAGAGAUCCAUUUCCUGCGGGGUCACCUGUACGAAGUCGAAACAAUUAUUCAAGCCGGCUUAGGCAGAUUCACCUGGCAGUCGUUUAACAUCCAGUCGUACUGCGAGCGGUGCCAACAGUUUAUGAAGAGCCUCUCGUCGAUGGUGUGCCAGAUUGGCCACAUCAGCAACGAUAUCAAAUCGCGCAUCGAACGGUUGGAGUCAUUUGCCAUGUUUGAAUUUGACGCGAGCUCCAGUGCAGCUAAGGAGAAACGCUCAACGGCUGGGGAAAUUGUGCUGAAGACUCCGUCCCACUCCCGGGAUCAUCACCACGGUCACGGCCAUCAUCAUCAGGAAGGGUCUGCAAAGGUUGCGGAAGCUGAAGAGGAUGGCCAGCAGCAGCAGAUCGUCAAAAAGCCCAAGCGGGUUACCAUCCGUGAGGGUGUACCAGAUGAUGGAGUACGACCUUGUCGGGAUUUUUUCAAAGCACUGGAACAGGAACGCAACGCCAAAACUACCCGACUGAUUAAGCUGUACGACUCAAUUGGACCAAUACUGGUCAAAUUGGAAAGUCUGGUGCUGGGAACGUUCACCGGAGAGUGCCCCGAGAUGAAGUUCUACUACAACCACUGGGAAAAGCAUGUCUUUUCCUGCUUUACUCGGUUCGCCACCCGAAACUUGGAACGGUUUGCCCACGACCUGCUGCAGGAGCGACCCCUGUUCGAGGUGGACGCCACGCUGGCUGUUCCGGAGAUUCUAAUGAAGCCGAGUGCGGCCGAGGUGUACGGUAUUGCGAUCAACUCGGUGACAGAUUUUCUGCAGCGGUUGAAAAACUUCCGCCGCUGGAUGGCCGAGACGUGCCUGCCGUGUCCGGACACCAAGUGCGGCGAGGACGAAACAUUUACAUUUACCUUUUUCGAAGACGUCGUUCAGAUUCCGAAAGUUUGCGAACUUGUUAUAAACUUGCAACAAACUAUCCAGAAUUUAGUGGCCGAUGUUCUGGUGUAUUUAAAAUGCUGGCAAAAGUACAAGAGCCUCUGGAUGUACGAGAAGAUGAGCGUAUGCGAGCGCUUCCUAGCUCAGAACCUACCGCUGGCUCAGCUCGACGAGAAGUUCAUCUUCUACACGCAGAUCGUGAACGACCUGGAGCGACAUCGACCGUACCACGACAUCAAAUCGAUCCGGAUCAACCUGCAGCCGGUGAUACGGGCCAUCGUAGACCAUGCCGUCGAGUGGCGAAACACCCUCGGACACAUUCUGGGCGAUCGAACACGCCGCCAGAUGAUCGAGCUUAACGACCACAUGCAGAACCUCCGGACUGAGCUGGACCGGAACGUGAAGGAGUUGGCCCACUUCAAGAGCGUCAUGCAGACCAUCAACACAAUCCAGACGACGACGCUAACCGUGGAGUUGCGCAUUCACGAGAUGCAGGAGAUCUACAGCAUCAUGCAGGAGCAUCGGAUAAAGCUCCCUUUCGGCGACAUGCUGAUGGCGUACCAGCUGGAGAAGCGCUGGCGCAAACUCUUCAAUUCGGCGCUGUACCGGGCAAACAUGCUGCAAUCAACGAAGACAAAGUUUGCCGAGAUGACACAGAACGAGAUCAGUAUCUUUUGCUUUGAACUCAACAAAUUUGUCCAGCGGUACAAAAGCGAGGGUCCCGGGACGGUUGGGCUCGAUUUGGACCGCGGGGCUGAACUGAUGGAACUUUAUGGCAAGGAGUUUGAGACGAUGGAGAAGCAGCGUAUCGAACUAGAAAACGCGGAAAAACUCUUCGACAUCCCAUUAACGGAUUACAAUGAGUUUUUGCAGUGCAAACACGAGUACGAAGAAAUGCAAGUGGUUUACAGAAUGUACCUCCAGCAAAAGGUCGCCCGCGCCAAGUGGGGACAAACGUUGUGGGCUAACCUGAAUCCGCAGGCCCUCCUGGACGGUAUUGAUGUCUUCAUGAAGGAAUACCGCAAGCUACCUCGCCCGAUCCGCCAAACCCCCGUGGGCCAAGCGCUGGACACCAAAAUGAAGCAGUUCAAGUCUUCGAUCCCGCUGAUGCUGAGCCUGAAGGACGAAGCCCUGCGGGAACGCCACUGGCAGCUGCUAAUGGACAAAACCGGUCAGCACUUUGAUAUGGCGCCCGACCUGUUCACGCUGGACAACAUGUUCGCGAUGGAGUUGCACAAAUAUCAGGACAUUGCCGAAGAAAUCAUAAAUAACGCCAUCAAGGAGCUGUCAAUCGAACGGGGCGUCCAGGAAGUGGCGGAUAUCUGGGCCCAAAUGGCGUUCAACAUUAUCCCGUACGAGGGACGCGGCACCGGGGCGGAAGAUGCCGAAGGGAGUGGACGGUUCGUCCAGGGCGCCGUGGACGAGAUCAUGUUGACGCUGGAGGAGAACUCGAUGAAUCUGCAAUCGAUGGCGGCAUCACAAUUUAUUGGUCCCUUUCUGCCGACGGUCCAGCGGUGGGAGAAGCACUUGACACUGAUCUCCGAAAUCAUCGACGAGUGGCUGGCCGUCCAGCGGAAGUGGCUCUACCUGGAGGGAAUAUUUAUCGGUGGCGAUAUAAGUGCCCAAUUACCGGAAGAGGCGGAAAAAUUUAACAAGAUCGACCAGGAGUUUCAAGAGAUUAUGGCCGCCAGUGCCGCAAAUCCGCUUGCGGUGGACGUCUGUCUGGUGCCCGGACGGCUCGAGGACUUUCUACGGCUGGGGGCGGACCUGGACGGGUGUCAAAAGUCGCUGAACGACUACCUCGAGCACAAGCGGAUGCUGUUCCCCAGGUUCUACUUCAUCUCGACGGAAGAGCUAUUAUCCAUCCUUGGCAGCAGCGAACACACCAGCGUACAGGAGCACAUCAUUAAGAUGUUCGAUAACAUAAAAUCUUUACGAUUCGCUAAAGAUCGUUCCGAUACGCCGAUUGUCACCGCGAUGAUAUCGGCCGAGGGUGAAGUUAUGGAAUUCCAGCAGCAUGUUACCGUGGAGGAGCGCGUUGAACGCUGGAUGACCGAUGUCCUGACCGAGAUGAGGUCCACCAAUCGCUACAUCACGAAGAAGGCCAUCUACGACUACGGCAAGGACCGGGAACGGCCACGGCCCGACUGGAUCAUACAGUAUCAGGGUAUGGUCUGCUUGGCGGCCAACCAAGUUUGGUGGACGGCCGAGGUUGAGGAGGUGUUCGCCCGGGUCAAGAAGGGCAACAAGCGUGCCAUGAAGGAAUACCUGGAGGCCCAAAAUCGACAGCUAGACGACCUGGUCGUAAAAGUACGCGCUGACCUGUCACCAAACGAUCGACUCAAGUUCAAGACGAUUGCCACCAUCGACGUCCACGCCCGAGACAUCAUCGAAGGGUUCGUCCGGGACAGCAUCCUUGAUGCACAGGAGUUCGGCUGGGAAAGCCAGCUGAGAUUCUACUGGCUGCGAGAAAUGGACAACCUGUUUGUGGUCCAGUGCACAGGGAAAUUUGAUUACGGCUACGAGUACAUGGGCCUGAACGGGCGGCUGGUCAUCACGCCACUCACGGAUCGAAUCUAUCUGACCAUCACGCAAGCCCUUACGAUGAAGCUGGGCGCCGCGCCGGCCGGUCCGGCCGGUACGGGCAAAACGGAAACCACCAAGGAUCUGGCCAAAGCGAUGGCCCUGCUCUGCGUCGUGACCAACUGCGGCGAGGGCAUGGACUUUCGCGCCGUCGGCACCGUGUUGUCAGGACUGUCCCAGUGCGGCGCCUGGGGAUGCUUCGACGAGUUUAAUCGGAUUGAUAUCUCAGUGCUGAGCGUAAUCUCGACCCAGCUGCAAACCAUCCGGACGGCCCUGGUGGCGAACCAGCGGACGUUUAUGUUUGAGGGCUACGAGAUCAACCUGGACCCCAAGGUUGGCAUAUUUAUCACGAUGAACCCGGGCUACGCGGGUCGUACAGAGCUGCCAGAGUCAGUGAAGGCUCUGUUCCGACCGGUGACCUGUAUUAUGCCUGACCUGGAGCUGAUCUGUUUGAUAUCGCUGUUCUCGGACGGGUUCAUGCGGGCCAAGACGCUGGCCAAGAAGAUGACCGUAUUGUACAAGUUGGCUCGGGAGCAACUCUCCAAGCAGUACCACUACGAUUGGGGACUGCGCUCGUUGAAUGCUGUGCUGCGGAUGGCCGGUGUCAACAAACGAAAGUCUCCGGAAAUCUCGGAAACCGCAACCCUAAUGAGGACCCUGUUCGAUAUGAACUUUCCCAAGUUUGUGUUCGAUGACGUACCGCUGUUCAUGGGACUGAUGAAGGAUCUAUUCCCGGGGGUGGACUAUCCACGCGUCGGCUAUCCCGAGUUUACCGCCGAGGUGCGCAACGUCCUGGAAACCGACGGCUACAUCGUGCUGCAGAACCAGGUGGAGAAGGUUAUACAAUUAUACGAGACAAUGAUGACACGUCACUCAACCAUGAUUGUCGGUCCAACAAGUGGCGGAAAAACGGUUGUAAUAAAUACACUGAUCAAGGCGCAAACCAAUAUGGGCCUGCCGACCAAGUGCACCGUGCUGAAUCCGAAGGCUUGCUCGGUGGUCGAGCUGUACGGCUUUCUGGAUCCGAACACUCGCGACUGGAUUGAUGGACUCUUUUCCAACAUAUUUCGCGAAAUGAACCGACCGACGGAACGAGAUGAGCGCCGCUACGUGUGCUUUGACGGCGAUGUGGACGCCCUCUGGAUCGAAAACAUGAACUCGGUGAUGGACGACAACAAACUGCUGACCCUGGCCAACGGCGAACGCAUCCGGCUCAACAGCUACUGCGCCCUACUGUUCGAGGUCGGUGAUCUAGCGUACGCUUCGCCGGCCACGGUUUCCCGUGCCGGCAUGGUCUACCUGGAUCCAAAGAACCUUGGUUACGCGUGCUACUGGGAACGCUGGCACCGGGGACGGUACGAGGAGGAGAAGGAAAUGCUUACCCGAAUGUUCGACAAGAUUGUACCGCUGGCUAUUGACUAUAUCCUCGAGGGAGUUGACGGGAACAACCAGGAAGAUCCAUUGAAGCUGGUGAUACCACAGACGAAUCUCAACAUGGUAACCCAGUUGUGUUACUUUUACGAAGCCAUGUUCCCAAAGACGCCCAUAACCUGUCCUUAUGAAGAGGACGUUAUCGAGUGUGGAUUCAUCCAGUGUUUGUACGCGUCGCUGGGUGCGGCACUGCUGGAGGAAUCUCGACCGCGAUUCGACGACUUUAUCAAGCGGAAUCUAGAGAUGAUAAACUACGAGGACAGUGCUACGGCUCCGGCUAAAGCUGGACAGCUUCCGACGCUUAAACCAACGCUGUACGACUACUUCUUCGACAUGGAGAAGAAGGUUUGGCUUGCUUGGGAGUGGGUUGUUCCGCAGUACGUUCACAACCGGGAGAUGACCUUUGGGGAAAUUCUGGUUCCCACAGUAGACACGCUGCAAACCAAGUGGACUCUCAAAUCUAUGAACGACAUCCGCCACCCGAUUUUGCUGGUUGGCGAUACUGGAACGUCGAAAACGGCUGUUAUUUCCAACUUUUUGCGGGAACUCAAUCGAGAUACUUUUAUCAUCUUAAACAUCAACUUCUCCUCGCGAACCUCAUCGAUGGACGUGCAGAAAACGAUCGAAGCAUCGGUGGACAAGCGUACCAAAGACAUCUUCGGACCGCCGGUUGGCAAGAAGGUGGUAGCCUUCAUCGAUGACAUGAACAUGCCACAGGUAGACGACUACGGAACGCAACAGCCGAUCGCGCUGCUCAAGCUGCUGUUUGAGCGCGAAGGAAUGUACGACCGGACGAAGGAUCUCAGCUGGAAAAAGUUCAAGGAUAUGUCGUUUAUAGCUGCGAUGGGACGCGCCGGUGGUGGUCGUAACGACGUUGAUCCUCGCUUUAUAUCAAUGUUCUCUGUGUGUAACAUCGUUUUCCCUGGGGACACAACGCUGGCGCACAUCUACCGGUCGAUUCUGCGCGGACACCUCGAGACGUUCAACGAGAAGUUGCAAAGUGCCGCCGAUGUAGUCGUCGAGAUGACGUUGAAUUUAUUCAAAGUUUUGGUCGUGAAGCUACCGCCUACGCCGUCCAAGUUUCACUACAUUUUCAACUUGAAGGAUCUGUCGCGGAUCUACGCUGGGUUGCUGCAAAUACAUCCGACCUACUUCAAGGAGGUGCGGCACUUGGUCAGAGUGUGGCGAAACGAGUUUAACCGGGUAAUCUGUGAUCGGUUGAUCAACGUCCAGGACCAGGAACUGAUGGCGCUACACAUUGCUGAAGAAAUUCAGACUCAGUUCCCACCUCCCAAACCGGUAAUUAGUCGGAGGACCAUCAUGGUGGAAUCGAUUCCGGACGUACCACGAGGUGAUUCCAAAACCCAGGUCAACGAUCUACCAACGCCGGAGUAUGCUUUACGGGAUCCACUUUUGUUCGGAGACUACCGAAAUGCGGUCAACCUGGCAGAAACGCGCUUCUACGAGGAUUUGCUGGACUACGACGCGAUCUACUUCCUGUUUCAGGAGAUUCUGCUCGAGUACAACGAACAAAAGUCCCGCAUGAACUUGGUACUGUUCGAGGACUGCUUGGAGCACUUGACUAGAGUUCACCGGGCGCUUCGGAUGGAUCGAGGUCACGUCAUGCUAGUAGGAGUAGGAGGUUCCGGAAAGCAGAGCAUCGCUCAGUUGGCAGCGUUCGCCGCGGACUGUGAAGUCUUCCAGAUCGUGCUGAGCAGAGGUUACAACGAAAACUCGUUCCGUGAGGACCUGAAGCAGCUGUUUGUAAAUGUGGGCGUGAAGAACCAGAAAACAUGCUUCAUCUUCAAGGCUGCUCAAAUAGCGGAAGAAGGAUUCCUGGAGUUCAUAAAUAAUAUUUUAACCACUGGAAUGGUGCCAGCGCUGUUUACCGACGACGAGAAGGAUACGAUAAUUGGCCAGUGCCGGGGAGCGGCCAAGGAGCAGGGCUACGCCGUCUCCAAGGACGGCGUCUGGGCGUUUUUCCUGGAUCGGGCGGUCAAGAAUCUGCACGUUGUGCUGUGCAUGUCCCCCGAGGGCGAUGCCCUGCGGAACCGCUGCCGGAACUUUCCGGGACUGGUCGGCAGCACCACCAUCGAUUGGGUAUUUCCGUGGCCGGAGCAGGCCCUGUACGCCGUGGCCAAGGUGUUUCUCGCAGAUCAUGCCAAGAUUCCAGAUAUUCACCGGGAGCCCAUCAUUUCGCACAUCGUGCACGUCCAUCAAUCGCUCAAGCACUACACGCAGCAAUUUUUGCUCAAGCUACGCCGGAAAAACUUUGUCACGCCGAAGCACUAUCUGGACUUUAUCAAUACAUACCUGAAGUUGAUAGAGGAGAAAGAUAAUUUCAUCAUGCAACAGUGCUCCCGAUUAUCGGACGGAAUCGAGAAAAUUAAUGAAGCCUCACUUCAGAUUGAUCAGUUGAGCAUUCUCGUCGAGGAGCAGCGGAAGAACGUGGUCGAGGCGGCCCAGCGAUGCGAGCAAAUGCUGGUCGGAAUCGAAUCGUCUACCGAGAAGGCCAACUCGAAGAAAGCAGAAGCGUCGGAAAAGUCCACUGAAGUGGAACAGCAGAAGAAGGUCAUCACGGUGGAAAAGGCCGAAGCCGAGGAAGCACUGGCGGCAGCUAUGCCAGCUCUCGAAGUAGCUCGCCUUGCGCUGUCCGAUCUGGACAAGUCGGAUAUUACGGAAAUUCGAAGUUUUGCGACACCUCCGGAAGCGGUGCAGGUCGUGUGCGAAUGCGUGGCCAUCGUAAAGGGCUUCAAGGAAAUCUCCUGGAAGACAGCCAAAGGCAUGAUGUCCGAGGGAAACUUUCUGCGCAGCCUUCAAGAACUGGACUGCGACCAGAUCUCCCAAAAACAGGUGGCAAGCGUAAGAGCUCACAUGAAGAAAUCGCAAAAACUCGACGACAUGCAAUCGAUUUCGAAAGCCGGCUUUGGCCUGCUUAAGUUUGUACGAGCAGUGCUAGGAUACUGCGACGUUUAUCGCGAAGUAAAACCUAAGAAGGAUCGGGUAGCUUACCUGGAAGCUGAACUCGAUAGCCAAAUGAAGCUUCUCAACAAGCUGACCAAAGAAAUCAACAAGCUAGAAUCCGAGCUGAACGAACUUAACAAUCAGUAUGCGACGGCCAUCAAAGAGAAACAGAUGCUUCAGGAGAUGAUGGAGCAAGCCGAACGGAGAUUGCUUGCAGCCGAUAAAUUAAUCUCCGGACUGAGCUCCGAGCGUGAUCGUUGGAAGAUCGAACUAAGCAACCUUCAGAAUGACAAGACAAAAGUUGUGGGCACCUGUCUUCUAUCCGCAUCCUUUCUAGCUUACACUGGUCCAUUCUCCUGGGAGUUUCGCAACUCGAUCGUUUUCGAAGACUGGUUGGUUGACGUUCGAGGGCGUGAGAUUCCCUACGGCGAACCAUUCCGUAUCCACACUAGCUUGAGCAGUGACCUUGAAACAACCACGUGGGCCUCCGAAGGGCUACCACCGGAUGAGCUUUCCGUACAGAACGGCAUCCUGACUACGAGAGCAUCACGAUUUCCUCUCUGUAUUGAUCCUCAACAGCAAGCACUGCUGUGGAUCUUGAAGCGGGAAUCCGCGAACAACUUGAAGGUUCUCACGUUCAACGACAAGGAUUUUCUGAAGCAGCUGGAGAUGGCCAUCAAGUAUGGGAAUCCGGUUUUGUUUAAGGACGUUGAUGACUACAUCGACCCCGUUAUUGACAACAUUUUGGAGAAGAAUAUCAAGACUCAAGCCGGUCGCCAGUUUGUGAUGCUCGGUGACAAGGAAGUGGACGUGGACGCCAACUUCCGUAUGUAUCUGACGACGAAGCUGUCAAAUCCCAACUUUGAUCCGGCCGUGUACGCCAAAGCGCUGAUCAUCAACUACACGGUAACGAUGAGUGGACUGGAGGAUCAGCUGCUCAGCGUGGUAGUACGAGCCGAGCGACCCGAUCUGGAGGAACGUCGUGAAAGUUUGAUCGCGGAAACCAGCGCCAACAAGGUGUUGCUGAAGAACUUGGAAGAUUCACUGCUGCGGGAGCUGGCGACCUCCACCGGAAACAUGCUGGACAAUGUUGAGCUCGUCGAUACAUUGGAGAAUACUAAGGAGAAAGCGGCCGAAGUGUCGCAAAAGAUUAAGCUUGCCGAGGAAACCUCGGUGGACAUUGAAGUUUUGCGUAACGGGUAUCGCUUGGCCGCGCAACGUGGCGCCAUCUUGUACUUUGUGCUGUCGGAAAUGUCAGUCGUGAAUCCCAUGUACCAGUACUCACUGAGCUCGUAUCUGGAGGUGUUUGUGUACUCGCUUCGCAAAGCCGUUCCCGACAACAUCCUGGUGAAGCGGCUCAACAACAUAAUCGUGACGCUAACCCGCAAUGUGUACGAGUACGGCUGCAUCGGCUUCUUCGAGAAGCACAAGCUGCUGUUUUCGUUCCAGAUGACGGUCAAGCUGGAGCAGAGUCGCGGUAAGCUGACCCAGAUGGAGGUGGACUUUUUUGUGAAAGGUAACAUUGCGCUGGAAAAGUCGGAACGGUCGUGUCCGGCCAAGUGGAUAAGCGAUAAAGGUUGGCAGGAUCUGCUGCUGCUGGCAGAUCUGUUUCCGGACAAGUUUGGCCUGCUGCCGUCGCACGUGGAGCGGAAUAUUGCCGAGUGGACCAGUUGGUACGAUGUGGACGAUACUGAAGGAACUGACUACCCUGGGAACUUUGCGGAGAACAUGAAUGCUUACGAGCACCUCAUGGUGAUGCGAUGUUUCCGCGUGGACCGCGUCUACCGGCUGGUGAAUAACUACGUUUCCACCAUCAUGGGAGAGGAGUUUAUUACGCCGCCAAUCUUGAGUUUCGAUUCGAUUUACGAGCAAUCUUCCGCUACCACUCCAGUGGUCUUCAUCUUAAGCCCCGGUUCCGACCCUACAAAUGAUCUGAUGAAGCUAGCCGACCGCUGUGGCUUUGGUGGUACCCGCUUCCGGCACAUCUCGCUCGGUCAGGGUCAAGAACAGAAAGCACUCGCUCUGCUACAUCAAGCAAUCGAGCAAGGAUUGUGGUUAAUGCUUCAAAACGGUCACCUGCUCCUGAGCUUCAUUAAAACCUUAGAAAAACUGCUCGAUUCUGUCGCUAAACCCCAUCCGGACUUCCGGCUAUGGAUCACCACUGAAGCAACUUCGUCCUUCCCCAUCGGAAUCCUACAGAAAUCACUCAAAGUAGUAACGGAACCACCGAACGGACUCAAGAUGAACCUGCGAGCAACGUUCUUCAAGCUGCGCCAGCAAACGCUGGACGCAUGCACCCACCCAGCCUUCAAACCGCUUGCAUACGUUCUGGCGUUCUUCCACGCCGUACUGCAGGAGCGCCGCAAGUACGGCAAGCUGGGCUGGAACAUCAGCUACGAUUUUAAUGAGUCCGACUUUAGCGUCUGCCUGCAAAUUUUGGACACGUACCUAACGAAGGCACUCGCCCUGAACGAGACCCGACUGCCGUGGAACAGCCUGCAGUACCUGAUUGGCGAGGUCAUGUACGGAGGCCGUGUCAUCGACGACUUUGACCGACGCGUCGUCAAGACGUACAUGAACGAGUACAUGGGCGACUUCCUGUUUGACACGUUCCAGCCGUUCCACUUUUACCAGGAUGAAUUGGUGGACUACCGGAUCUUCGAGGUGGCCACGCGGGACGAGUUUGUAGCUUGCAUCGAUACGCUCCCCCUGACCAACACACCGGAAGUGUUUGGUCUGCACUCGAACGCCGAGAUUGGCUACUACACGAUUGCGGUCCGCGAGAUGUGGACCUACCUGAUUGACCUGCAGCCUCAGACGAUUUGCGCCAGGAGCCAACAGAGUAGUACAGAUCAUCGGGGUGCCGAAACGGGUGGCGUCAGCCGUGACGAGUUCAUCGACAAGGUAGCGGUGGAUAUCCUGAAAAAGCUGCCCAAACCGUUCGAAAUUUGGCGCGUCAAGAAGCAGUACCAGAUCAACAUCACCCCGGUGUGCGUGGUUCUGCUGCAGGAACUGGAGCGAUUCAACCGGCUGCUGGUCCGGAUGGAACGCACGCUGCAGAAUCUGCGGCGAGCGCUGGCCGGUGAGAUCGGCAUGGACGCGGUGCUGGACGGGAUCGGCGGGGCGCUGUUCAACGGGCUGCUGCCGGACGACUGGCGGAAUCUGGCACCGGCCACCUGUAAGCAGCUCGGCGAUUGGAUCGAACACCUGCUGCGGAGGAACCAGCAGUAUAAAUAUUGGUCAGUGUCUGGCGAACCGCUGGUGAUGUGGUUGUCGGGACUCCACAUACCGGAAAGUUAUUUAACCGCAUUAGUUCAGGUCGCCUGCCGGAAGAACAACUGGCCGUUGGAUCGCUCAACACUGUUCACCGCCGUGACGCGAUUCUUGAAGGAGGACGAAAUCGAGGAGCGACCCGAGGCGGGAUGCUACGUGACCGGGCUGUAUCUGGAGGGUGCCCGCUGGGACCCGGCCAAUCGUCGUCUGGCACGUUCCACUCCGAAGGUGCUGGUGGAACCACUGCCUGUGCUGUCCGUCGUCCCGGUCGAGGUGCACCGGCUCAAGCUACAAAACACAUUUCGCACGCCGGUCUACACGACGUCCCAGCGGCGGAACGCGAUGGGAGUUGGGCUGGUGUUUGAGGCCGAUCUGUACACCGAGGAACACGCCAGCCACUGGGUCCUUCAGGGUGUCUGUCUGAUUAUGAACACGGAUUGAUGGGCCGGGUCAAAGGAUCGGCAUUGAUGUUGAUAAUUUGUCAAUGUUACGUUUGUGAAUAAAUGAUAAUUGUUUAAUGU
Molecule: messenger RNA, 15189 nt
Organism: Culex pipiens pallens (northern house mosquito)
Lineage: Eukaryota; Metazoa; Arthropoda; Insecta; Diptera; Culicidae
Gene: Dhc98D
Product: dynein axonemal heavy chain 10
Exons: 68
Coding region: 86-15109 (5007 amino acids)
Biological process (GO): microtubule-based movement
Cellular component (GO): dynein complex
Molecular function (GO): dynein light intermediate chain binding; minus-end-directed microtubule motor activity; ATP hydrolysis activity
Source: RefSeq, a predicted model, not a curated record